Messenger RNA from Thalassophryne amazonica, 2804 nucleotides. RefSeq names its product tudor domain containing 5 (gene tdrd5). The transcript is spliced from 17 exons. The record is from RefSeq and is a predicted model, not a curated record. Bases 1 to 2736 code for a protein of 911 amino acids. Lineage: Eukaryota; Metazoa; Chordata; Actinopteri; Batrachoidiformes; Batrachoididae. Gene Ontology annotation, biological process: spermatogenesis.
AUGUCGGCAAGCAACAUGGAUCAGGAAGAAGUUAUGGCAAAGCUCAAGAAAGAUGUGCGGUCUCUUCUCAUUUCCUCAAAGACGGGCUUGGCACCAGACCAGCUAAAGAGGGACUACUUAGCCAUGUUGGGACACCCUUUGCCCUUCAAAAUACUUGGCUUCCGAAACAUCAAGGACAUGUUGAUGGAGAUGGUAGAUGUUGUGGCAGUUGACUACCUUCCAGAUGGCAGCUUAGUCUUAAAGGCUAUUGGUGAUGAAACCACCCGAGGUAUUGAGAACCUGGUAGCUAAGCAACGCUUGCCUAAAUCCAAGGUGAAGAAGAGACAAUUGAGCUACUUCACUCCCCACUCCUAUCACCCGCCCCCAACUGUGGUCCUUCCCAGACGAGGUGGGAUCCCUUCAGCUCUUCCUGCACAGCUGAGGACUCAACUCCGCAUCUUACUGGCUCAGGGUCCACUCCGGUUGUCUGAUCUUGAGGUCAGCUUCCAGCGUUUCUUUGGCCACCCACUGCGCAUCCACACCUAUGGGUUUUACUCAACUGGAGAGAUGCUGCAAGCAGCGUCGGACCUAGUCCAUAUUCAUCAGGGCAGGAUGGGCUCGAUUCUGUCCUUGAGACAGCAAAUGGUGCCCAGACCACUACUUGUAUCACCGCCAAAGGAAACUAGAGAUAUGAAUCCCAUUCAGUACAAACCCAAACCAUUCUACAAAGGACCAGUCGGUGCCCAAUCUCAGACACCUGCAGUUUCAUCAGUCCCUGUGAAGCAGACUCCUCCAGAUGUGUCCAUUAAACACCAUAGCUUUGAGCUUGUCCACAACAACUCCUCUGUACUUGAAACCAAACCUGAGGUGGAUGUGAAAAACCAGGAAGCAGAACCAGAUCCAUGUCAGGAGGGUCAGCUUUUCAAGCAACGUGUCAUUGAGCUGGAAGAGGCCCUUCAGCAGAGGAUUCUGGAAAAUGGAGUUGCUGGUACCAUUAGUCAAGAACUGAAGAAAAAACUUCAACAGGUUGUUUGUCAGACCACAGAUGGAUUAUCGGUGUAUGAUCUGCCUGCAGAGUACAAGAAGUUUCAUGGUGAGGAGCUGCCUUUGCUGCAGAGUGGCUUUGUCAGCAUCACUGAGCUAGUCAGUGCUAUGAGCGAUAUUUUCCACAUGAAGCUUGCUACGAGACAUGGUGACCAGCACUGGAUAGUGAAUAUAAAGGACACCGACAGACAAACAGACCCAUGCAAGAGUGAACCUACCGCAGAGAAUACAGAGCGGCCUAGCGUGAGCUACUAUUUUCACUGUGGAGGAUCUCUUUGGGAAGACAAAAGAGAAGCUGAAAAUAUCAAAGCAGAUGAAAAGAACCAAGAGAUGCAGGAGGGUGUCAAUUACAGUAUGACCCCAAAAAUGGUGAAACAGUUGUCGGAGAUUUAUUCAUCCUUUCAGAUACACAGCAGUCCAUCAGUGCCUCUGGAUGCACUGCAGGUUCAACUUCUCAAACCACCAACACGUCGCAGUGUUCGACAGCUAGUAGAUGUCCUGGUAGAGAAGGUGCAUUCCCCUGGCCAUUUCUACAUCCGCUUUAGUGAGAGCAAGGAGGCCAGAGCUAUGGAGGACAUGAUGAUUGAGAUGAGGCGAUGUUACACUUGUCCUGGGGUGUCAGAAUGCUACCGUCUCCAUAAGCGUUUUGUCCGGCCAGGUCAGGUGUGCUGUGUGUCACCGAAAGGAAUGUGGUUCUACCGUGCGGUGAUUCUCCAGGUCAUCAGCCCCACUCAGGUUGAGGUGUAUUAUGCCGACUUUGGAGAUGUCGGUGUGGUACAGAGCGCCAACCUCAAAUUCCUCAAGUCUUGCUACUCAAUUCUUCCAGCACAAGCUGUACCAUCAUCACUUGCUGAAAUCAAGCCAGUGGGUGGCAGCUGGAGUGCUGAGGCCACAGCUUCCUUCCAGAAACUGUGCUCAGAUCGUACCCUGGUGGGUGCUCUGGACUGUUACACUGGGGAUGUGCUGCAGCUCUACCUGUGUGACACACACACAGAUAAUGACAUCUACAUCCACAGUGUGCUACAGAGCGAAGGUCAUGCAAUGGCUUGUAGCCCCAAAAUCAGUGCUGCACUUUGUACCCAUAUCAACCCUGUGAGUCUUUACAUGGGGGAGAGGCUACUUGAGCUACCACCGGAAGAAGAGGAGACCACUCCAUGCCUCGAUUCCACUGUGUCACUCAAAGAGUCCAUGAAUGCACUGAAGGUUGAAGAUGAAGAGCUGCCUGGUCUGGAGUUGAUCAAUGACAACGAGAUCAGCUUCCACACAGAGGUCAAAGAACUCAACCCAUUCAGUGCUCUGCUAAGUGACCAAAGCCUGCAGAGUUAUGAUGAACUGGCCGUAUCUUCAAAUGAUCAAACACUUCAUACUGCCAACACCAUCUGUGGAACUUACACCUUUGCAGAUGUGAGCCAGAGCAGGACAAACCCACCACUUUAUAGCAUCGACACUGAAGCACUGGAACAGUCCUCUCCUCUGCCACCAUCCAGCACUGAUCCCACAUCAGAAGAACAGCCACCAGAGGUCACCACUUCCUUCCUGGUCAACAGGCCUUCAAUUCUGACUGUCUUCAGCAACCUAACUCCAGAAAUGAUUCCAACCCAAGUUUACCCACAGGGUGUGACAGUUUCUCCUCUGAACAUUCCCAAAUCUGCGAUGGUGUUUCCUUUGAGGCCAGGUAGGUCAGGCCUCAUACAUCCUCCUAAUCCUGAAUAAGUCGGAACAUGAUGAAAGAAAAUUCUCUUCCUUAAACAUUUCACAGGAAAACUACAACUUUAUCUUCA